AGAAUAAAGAUGAAUGUAUAUAAAUACGGUGCUGUUGGUAAUAGUGUAAAUAGUAAUAGUAGUAGUAGUAGUAGCAGUAGCGGGAGCAAUAGUUCAACACCUCAAUCAUCGACAUCACAACAGCAACAACAACAACAUGGUGGAAUCAAGUCAUCUUUGGGAAUGUCUGGUUCGAUAGAGAAGACACCUCUACAGAUUGGCAACUACCGUUUAGAUAAGACCUUGGGAAUAGGUUCAUUCGGCAAGGUUAAGCUUGCUGAACAUAUAAGGACUGGUGCAAAGGUUGCAAUCAAGAUAUUGAACAAGAACAAGGUGAAGCAUAUGAAGAUGGAUGAGAAGAUUAGGAGAGAGAUACAGAAUUUGAAGUUGUUCCGGCAUCCACAUAUCAUUAAGUUGUACGAGGUGAUAGAGACACCGACAGACAUAUUCAUGGUGAUGGAGUACGUCACAGGUGGUGAACUGUUUGACUACAUCGUCAAGAAUGGCAAGCUGCCCGAGGAGGAGAGUCGUCGUCUCUUCCAACAAAUGAUAUCUGGCAUCGAGUACUGUCAUCAUCAAAUGGUUGUACAUCGCGAUCUCAAGCCAGAGAACCUUCUCUUGGACCCAACACACAAAUGUAUAAAGAUUGCGGACUUUGGAUUAUCCAAUAUGAUGCAGGAUGGAGACUUCUUAAAGACGAGCUGUGGAUCACCAAACUAUGCAGCACCCGAGGUUAUCUCUGGCAAAUUGUACGCAGGACCAGAGGUCGAUGUAUGGUCAUGCGGUGUCAUCCUCUAUGCAUUCCUCUGUGCAAAGUUACCAUUUGACGACGAUCAUAUCCCAACAUUGUUCAAGAAGAUAAGAGAUGGUGUAUUCGUCAUCCCUGACUUCAUCUCACCGAGCUGUGCCGACCUUAUCAAACAGAUGUUGAUCGUUGAUCCUGUCAAGAGAAUAACGAUCAGUGAGAUUAGACGACAUCCAUGGUUCCAAACGAACCUUCCAGCAUACUUGUCAACUCCACAGACUCUUGUUGCAAAGAGUGUGCACCUGGAUGGCGAGUUGUUGAACGAGCUGAUGGCCAAGUAUGAGCCGACCGGUGUCAAGCGUGAUAAGAUAAUGGAGGAGUUGGACAAGAUUAAGGAUGGCGAUACGAACGACUACAUCGUCGCCUAUCAUCUACUCUACGACAACAAGAGGAACCCUUAUACAGACUCGAUCGAGUCGUCAACAAACAACAUGCAGCCACCCACUGGCUCAAUGCCAUACUCAUCCAUGGCGCAGUCGGCCAUCUGCACCCAGGACACAUACCAGAGUUCGUCCUCCAGCUCAUCUUCCUCAUCCCCAUCACUGAGAAAGUGGUACCUUGGUGCGAUAUCCCAGCUCUCGCCUCACGAGAUCAUGAGAGAGGUGUACAGAUCAUUGCAGAUUGUUGGAUUCGAAUGGAAGGUAACAGGACCUUAUCAACUGAGGUGUAGGAUAAUGAAUGAUAGACCGAUCAAGAUUGUACUGCAGCUGUUCAGGGUGACGGAGAAUCGAUACCUGUUGGACAUCAAGAAGAUCGAAGGCGAGAUAUUUAUAUUCUUUGACAUAUGCUCCGAGUUGCUCUCUGAGCUAAACCUUUAA
Acytostelium subglobosum LB1 is the source of this 1602-nucleotide messenger RNA. RefSeq lists its product as hypothetical. The transcript has 5 exons. The annotation marks the transcript as partial. Gene Ontology annotation, biological process: protein phosphorylation; intracellular signal transduction. Gene Ontology annotation, cellular component: cytoplasm. Gene Ontology annotation, molecular function: ATP binding; protein serine/threonine kinase activity. The record is from RefSeq and is a predicted model, not a curated record. NCBI's taxonomy places the organism in Eukaryota, Evosea, Eumycetozoa, Acytosteliales, Acytosteliaceae.